AUGUCAAUCCAACCGCCGUUGAAUAACUUCACGGGAAUCACCACAAUGAACGCCAAUGUGACGGGAGUAUAUGGAACAAACCUCACUGCUCUGGAAGGCCAUAUUGUUUCCCGAAGAGCCAAUCCUGGAUUCGUGGUGCUCUCUUACAUGAUAAGUUAUGUAGGAGCAUGGACGACAAUGGAACUUCUCCAUAAAAGAACUUCCUGGAAAGGCAUAUACAACUGGGGACUUCUUCUCGGCUCAGCGAUAUCGAUGGGUGGCGUUGCAACUUGGUGCAUGCACUUUAUUUCAACGCGUGCCAUCAUUUUGGGGCAUGGGGAACCAGAAAUUCAGAUCUCAUACAGCACGGGGUACACAGCUCUCUCGUUUUUUGUCCCGGUUGUCGUACUCAUGAUAUCUUUCUGGACGAUAGGGGCCAAUGACAUAGUCAGCAUACCCCGAGUUUGCCUAGGGGGAAUGCUGGCAGGUUUGGGGUUUAGUGGGAUGGUUUACUUGGGUCAAGCAGGUAUCUCGAACUAUGUCUGCAUUUAUCUCGUCGCCUAUGUGAUUCCGUCCGCCAUCAUCGCCUGCCUUGCCAGUAUGGUGGCUUUGUUCGGAUUCUUUCACUACCGCUCGAACUGGAAUACAUCGUGGUGGAAAAGAGCCCUUUCUGGUCUCAUACUCGCUACUGGAGUGACUGCUAUGCAUUGGAUCAACAUCGCUGGUACUGAGUACCAACUGAAAGUGGUAGAUGUCUUUCCACCAAGUAAUAGAUCCAGGAACACCACGGUGACCAUUGUCAUCGUCUUUUCGACAUGUGGCUGCGUUGUACUUAUGUUUCUUUCGAUUGUUGCUCAAGCUCACAGACUUCGGAACAUAACCCGAGCACAACAGGUGGUCGUUGCCGCAGCAGUCUUCGAUGUCGACAAUCGAAUUCUCGUCACCCCAGGCGGCUUACUACCCAGCAAAAAGAUCACACACCAAUUUCUGGAACGGUCAUUCAACGACGUAUUUAACGCCUCACACCCAGUGUUUUUAUGGAUAUACAGGACGUCCCACAACUGGUCAGGUAUCUCAUAUCUGGUUCCCGCAAUGCGUAGACAUAUUGACGCGGCUGGUUUUGGUCAUCAACACCUCAGGUCAAAAUCUUAUGCUAACCUUAUGACGGAAGAGGGUGACCCCAUUGAGGAUUACUCCCUCGUAUUCAGAGAGCUCUUUUGUUUAGCAACCGCAGAUCUUGCAAUCCACCUCGAGAGAGAUAUCGAUGACAUGGGCAUACUAUACGAGGAAAUUACUGCAACUGGACACCUUUCUUCCGGAACUAGAAAGAUAGACAAGGCCAAAGCUAUGGUCGCAAAGGGCCGACAACCAAUUGACCCAGAGCGCGGAACCAUUAACACCGCAGGCGCUGCUGUAGAAAAUGUUGGCAAAGGGCAAUUGCUAUUUCUCGUCAGUCGCGCAGAUAAGACCGAGGCAGCAGAUCUACAAGCUGCCGGAUUUCGAUUCGCACCAAAGGAAAUGGUGUUGCCCAUGUUGUCAGCUUGUCUUCAAAUAGAUGACAGAGAGAUCAGUCGUCGUAUAGACCUCCUGAUCGACUACAUUGGCGACUCGCAUAUCCUCUCCCCAGGUGUUCAUGUCUCAUGCUUCGCGAUUAGGGCGUCAAUCGGCGCCGGCUUCGAUGUGCUGGCCAGGAGAGAUGCUAGGAAUCUCCUUCCGACAAUGCAAGUUCCUGAGCUUCGGACGCUAGAGCCAUGGCAGUUGGAUUACUUAAAAUCCAUGGAACUCCUUAGCGUAGCUGCAACCAUGAAACUCUUUAACAAAGACUCCAAGCCGAAAAACCCGAAUGCUGAGCAGCGAGAAUUUGCUAAAGCCAUGUUGACAACACUGGAGGCAAUAAAAGAUGAGAUAGACGAUCCGUUCUUCAACGAUGCCCAACUCAUUGCGCAACCCAUCGAAGCACCCUGCAAGGGAGACAGUGAUCACGGUUCUACAGGUGUUGCCUUGCUCAUUACUUAUAAGAUUAUAGUUCCAAUCCAUGCUCGGGCGCCUGGUAAGAAGCUAGAUUUCGUACCUCUGAAUUUGUUUCGAACACAGCAGCGAGUCUACCCUAAUUCUCCCGACCAUAUACAUCUAGCACGAGAAACGUUCCGCGAGUUCUCGAAAGUGCUUGAUAUGACCGGCUUCGAUGAGGACUCCCACAUGCGUGCUGCCCCUUCCAAGAGCAAGUUUUCUUUUAGGAAGAUGGCAACUCGCAAGAAGAGUGCUGAAGCCCAGGUCGGCGAGCCCAUUGAUAAAGACGGAAGGGGCGUGUCACAAUCUGGUAGUGGUCACCUGAAGCCGCCCGGUUCAUCGAAGAUCAAGUUUUGGGAAAAGGGCCAUAGGAAGGGACUGGACAACUCAUCGCAGGAAGGAUUGAUAGGCCCCGAGGAUGAAAGUGCUGAUUCUGAAUUUCCGACGUCAUCAAACGAAAACGGCAUAGAGAUGAAGAAGUUGUCCUCGGAGCACAUCGAGAAGAAGGCCGGCCCCAGUAAAGACGAAGGAGAGAAGCGGACGUAUAUCGAUGAGAUGUUUGCUAUCACUAUCAAGACGAAGGAAGGGGCGAGGGUAUGA
Glarea lozoyensis ATCC 20868 is the source of this 2589-nucleotide messenger RNA. RefSeq lists its product as uncharacterized. The record is from RefSeq and is a predicted model, not a curated record. The coding region runs from base 1 to 2589 and encodes 862 amino acids. NCBI's taxonomy places the organism in Eukaryota, Fungi, Ascomycota, Leotiomycetes, Helotiales, Helotiaceae. The transcript is spliced from 4 exons.